AUGGCCGCCCGCCGCGUGACAGUCACCCAGCCCAUCGGCGACGCCGACGACGGCCGCCGCCCGCACCUGCAGUGGCAGGUGGCCAACGGCACGCGCUUCACCAUCACUGGCGACCUCGCGCGCUUCCUCGACGGCGAGGUCCCGUGGCACCGUAUCGAGGGCAUCGACGUGCUGCCCCUUCUCCAGCGGCUCGCAGACCUCAAGGAGGCGUAUGGUGCCAACGUGGCCGGCGAGGUGGUGUUUGAGGACCUCCUCACCCUUCCUCCCGACGGCAUCCGCGCCGACGGCCACUCCAAGUUCCGCCUCCAGGCCGCGCGCUCGCACAUCUGGCACAAGGUGUCGCCCGCGCGGGCGCACAGGGCGCCGCUCACCGCCAACCAGGUGGCGGCGUGCGUCGUGCUUGCGCUGCUCAAGGGCUGGAGGGUGGACGAGGUGCCCAUGACGGCGGGCUUCCCCGCGCUCUUCGUCUUCGGGCAGCCAUGCCACCCCAAGGAGCGUAUCUAUCGCUUCUGUUAUGAGAUUGCACGCGACCUCGACCCGGCGAACGUUAUCGUACACGGUCUCCGUUGUGAGGGCUGCGUCGAGCACAAGAUCGCCAACUGCUGGUCCUACACGCCGUUCGCACCCAGACUGGCGGGGUGGCGGCCGUGA
This is a messenger RNA of Vanrija pseudolonga, 651 nucleotides long. RefSeq lists its product as uncharacterized. The transcript has 2 exons. The record is from RefSeq and is a predicted model, not a curated record. NCBI's taxonomy places the organism in Eukaryota, Fungi, Basidiomycota, Tremellomycetes, Trichosporonales, Trichosporonaceae. Bases 1 to 651 code for a protein of 216 amino acids.